Papilio machaon (common yellow swallowtail) is the source of this 1891-nucleotide messenger RNA. It is a transcript of the gene Pex5, whose product is annotated as peroxisomal targeting signal 1 receptor. Gene Ontology annotation, biological process: protein import into peroxisome matrix, docking. The coding region runs from base 155 to 1759 and encodes 534 amino acids. The record is from RefSeq and is a predicted model, not a curated record. The transcript has a single exon. Lineage: Eukaryota; Metazoa; Arthropoda; Insecta; Lepidoptera; Papilionidae. Gene Ontology annotation, cellular component: peroxisomal membrane; cytosol. Gene Ontology annotation, molecular function: protein binding.
CAUUUGUACUUUAUUUUCCACUUCUCGCUUUAUUUACAUUUUGAACUUAUCUUAAAUUGAUACCAAAAGUGCCCUUUGAACCGACUUUACGCUUUACUGUUAUAAGUUACAAAAACGUACAACUUUAAAAUAGAUCGUGAAUAUUUAUAUCGACAUGGCGCUCAAUAAAUUAGUUGGAAGUGAUUGUGGUGGUAACAACUCCCUUGUUAAAUUGUCGAAUAUUGUCAGUCGGGAUGUUUCUCUUUCGCAACCAGUCUCACAAUCUGAUAGAUUGGUUAAUGAAUUCUUAGCACAAAAUACUCAAGUACCACAAACGUUUAAUAUGAAAACUUUGCUUAACAGUGUACCAGAAGUUGAGAGUUCAAAACAGCAUACUAUGCCCAACCUUACAACAAAUCAAAUGCGUACAGUCAAUUCCCAUAUACAUUCGCCUUGGCUACCAGGUCCAUCAUCAUCCUACAUGCCUCCAACAGGUAUGUUGCGUACAUUCCAGGCUCCUCUUCCAUCUGCAUCAAGACACCAAAUGUUACCAAAUGUCAGUAUUCAAUAUAUGGAUGAAUCUGAGUUUAAAAAUGUUGAGGACAGAGAUGUGCGAGCAAAAGCUCAAGAAUAUGUUGAAACAGUUGAUGAUGAACAAGCAUAUAAUCAAUUUAUGUCAUUUAUGAAGCGCAUAAGCGCUGGAGAGUUAAAUCUUGGAGAAUCUGAACAAGAUCAAAGAGCGUUGGGUAAAGACAAAAUAAUUGAUGAAAUGGCUGAAAAAUACAAAGAUGAAUGGGCUAAAUUGAGUGAUAUGACUGGUGAUUGGAAAUUAUCAAACAGCGAUGGAAUUCCAGAAGAAUAUACAUUUACAGAUGGCAAUGUCAUGUUAGAAAACAAAAGUGCAUUCGAACUUGGGAAAGAAAAAUUAAAAAUGGGAGAUAUACCGGGGGCAGUUCUAUGUUUUGAAGCUGCUGUGCAGCAACAACCCGAAUCUGCUGAAGCUUGGUAUUACUUAGGAACUACUCAAGCAGAGAAUGAGCAAGAUCCAUUGGCUAUUACAGCAUUGAAAAAAUCUCUUGCAAUUGAUCCCAGACAAUUAGAAGCUUACAUCACUUUAGCAGCAGCUUAUACUAAUGAAGAUAUGCCUAAAUUUGCAUUUAUUGCUUUAUCUAAUUGGUUGAAUGCAAGUCCGAAAUAUAGUGACCUAUUGCCCAGAGAUGUAGAAAUUCAGAAUUUAGAUUUAAAAGAAUUAGAGAAUCAUGUCAAAUCUUUGUAUUUAAGAGCAGCACAGUUGAAUCCCUCAGAAAUAGAUCCUGAUGUUCAAAAUGCACUUGGAGUCAUUUUUAAUAUUAGUCAGGAAUAUGAUAAAGCUGUAGAUUGUUUUAAAACAGCUUUGAUGGUGUCUAAUGAAAAUGCAAAGUUAUGGAACCGACUUGGUGCAACUCUGGCUAACAGUAAUAAAUCAGAAGAAGCAGUUAAUGCAUAUCAUGAAGCUCUUAAUUUAGAGCCAGGUUUUAUAAGAGCUAGAUAUAAUGUGGGUGUAACAUGCAUGAAUUUAGGUGCACAUAAACAAGCUGCUGAGCAUUUCCUUGUUGCCCUAAACCAACAGAAUAAAGCUAAGAACUUGCACCAAGACACUUCAGCAUCUAAUAUUGGAUCUUCAACCAUCUGGUCAACAUUAAGAAUGGUUUGUUCUUUCAUGGGAAAUCAUGAAGCAGCAAGUUUAGUUGAUGACAGGAAAUUGGAUGAACUCAAUAAACAAUUUGAAUUGGAUGCCUGAGGUGGUGAAUUACAAAUUAAAAUUUUUGAUUUGUUUAUAGGGGAAAAUACAUUUUUAAGAAUUUAAGUGACAACAAGGGUUAUAUUGAUUAUAGGGUUAUAAGGUGUUAAUUAAUAAGAAAUUCUUAUUAAA